This is a messenger RNA of Medioppia subpectinata, 584 nucleotides long. NCBI's taxonomy places the organism in Eukaryota, Metazoa, Arthropoda, Arachnida, Sarcoptiformes, Oppiidae. The record is from the annotation of a GenBank genome assembly.
AAACGCAAAAAGCUGUCCGUUUCUGAUGUGUUUAAUCCCAACGAAGACGACGACCUCUCGAAGGCAAAGAAGCGACGACUGCCUACUCUUGUGGACGACAACACUGAUAGUGACUUAAGCGGAACGCCGACCACUAAAACCAUGUCUUCCGGCGCUGACAAUAAACUAAUGUCAUCUGAAGAGAAACGCAAACAAAUUAAAGCCUUGAUUGAGAAGAUCCCCACCUCUAAAGAGGAGCUCUUUAAAUAUGAGAUCGAGUGGUCUCUCGUCGAUAAUACAUUAAUGGAGCGGAGGAUAAGGCCGUGGAUUAACAAAAAGAUAGCCGAAUAUAUCGGCGAAGAAGAACAGGCGCUCUUAGACUUCAUAUGUAAUAAACUUCAGUCCAAAAGUAGUGCUCAAAGUAUUUUAGACGACGUGGCGAUGGUUUUGGACGAAGAGGCGGAGGUCUUCGUCGUCAAAAUGUGGCGCCUUUUGAUCUAUGAAAUUGAGGCCAAAAAACUAGGUUUAGGCAAAUGAGACGUUCCCUAUGUUUAGCAUCUUUUUUGUUAGUUUUGGAAUCAAAAAAUUCAAUUAUUUUCUAAUUA